Molecule: messenger RNA, 1878 nt
Organism: Aspergillus ochraceoroseus IBT 24754
Lineage: Eukaryota; Fungi; Ascomycota; Eurotiomycetes; Eurotiales; Aspergillaceae
Exons: 1
Coding region: 464-1660 (398 amino acids)
Source: RefSeq, a predicted model, not a curated record
CCCGUCUUGGUUUCCCCUGACCUGCUUCGUUCUCCUUUCUCUUUCUCUCUUUCGCUCUUUUCUCUUUCUUGUUCUUGCUUCUUCUUCUUCUUCCCUCCUUCCUCUUAAUUGAUUACUUCUCCCCCUUUUCAUCCUCUUCCAGAUUCCCGCAAGGUCGCUGGGCGAUCGAUCUCCAUUUCUUACUUCCUCAGCCACCCCAUAGAACUUAACCCCCUCGUCUGAGAGAGACUCCCCCCCCCUGGGACUAUCCACUUUCCCAAAAUAGAUGCCCUUCAUGUGGUGCGAUUUCGCCUUGACUACACAUCUCUGGCUCUACUUCUCGGUACUCCUGGGUCAAUCCCAUUUGGUCAGUGCCAGUUAAGCCACCCUAAUCGCCGCCGCCGCCGUUACUGCUGUCGUUGUUUAUCGCGUCAACUGCGUCGUUUGCCUCUGCUCGAAUUUUUGAGUAAGGGGAGUUCACACAAUGUGGCUCUACCGAGGCGCUCAAUCGGCCGUGUUCUACUACGCCACUUGCACCCCCUGUGCCAAUUCCCUCGACCGUCGAAAGCGCAAGAAGGAAGCCGCCCGCUCGCAACGAGAGAAAGAAAAGAGCGAGGCCAUCGUGACAGACCAACCCCGACCGUUUGCCCAACCGACUCCCUUCAGUACCAAUCAAGGAUGGAUGGAAGAAAUUGCGCUAGGACCGGGCCCGCCGAAGAGGAGGGGCGGCCAUCGCUCGAAUCACUGUCGGACGGAUAGUCGGGAUACAGAUGGGCUUUCCGCCGGCUCGUCUCACGAUUUAGAUUACGAUGGGGAUCAUUCUUCGAAGCGGGAUAGAGUGGGUGCCAGGCAUCUCAGUGAACGCUGGAAUCGCAUGCUCCGGGAUCAACGCGAAGACGAACCGUUAUGGGGAGAAGAAGUCGAGGUCAAGGGAUCCUCAAUUGGGCUUUCAGGCCGAGGCAGGAUAGACGCUGAAUCACAGAGCAAAUACUAUAUCGCCCGGGUCCCUCCUGUGAAUGACCUUCAUCCUCCCAUCGUCAGUGGCCCCAAAAGCAGAGCCGAGACACGAUGGAUGCUACAACCUCCCCCCAGUGCUAGAGUCAUGGCAGGAAAGGAACGCAGUCCAGCUACUGCUCGCCCCCCUGAUUAUGCCAGUCGUCGACUCGACAGCGAAAAGAGCAAUUCUCGAAGCACCGCACAAACCCGUCAACUCCCUCCUUUAACUACUCAACCUUCCGACAAAAAAUCUAACCCUAUACCUCCAGCAAGCUUGCGUUCUCCGAAAACACCAGAACCAAAUACCAAUAUGUCGCAACCUCCACGCCAGCUAUCAUCGUCAUUCUUAGCUUACGGCAAGGAUGAAUCCAACUUCGUCAUCUCACCAUCUGUUCAUUCACCGUCCGACUCCUGUUCAACAUUAUCUUCUCUGUGUGAUACAGAGAUGGAAUCUCCCUGCAUGUCAUUACAGUCUCCUGACACUCCUAUCUCACGGCCUGUUUCUAAAGCAACCAACGAUAAUCUCCAAACUCCACGCCCUACUCUAUCGAAAGCUCUCACUACGGUACAUCGGGACAAUAAGAAGAUCCACUUGCUGCAGUUAGAGCUCCCCGGUUCGCACGAUGAUAUCGAAUUGGGCCAGCUUGAUCGGAUACGACCGUGGCGAUGGAGUAUGGAUAUUUGAAGUCAGAGAAAUGACAUUUGCCUUUUAUGCUACAUUCUCCUCUACAAUACUAUAAUGUGACAGGAAAUUGCUUUUGGAUUUGCCCCCCUUGGGUAGCAGAAUACCACAAUUGGAAAUCCGGAUAUUUUGACACCAAGCAAAAAUCGUCAUCAUUCUCUCUUACAUUUCAUUUUCGUUCUUGUUCUUGUUUUUGUUUCUUUUUUUUUUUUUUUUUUUUU